AUGAGUAUGGGGAAAAAAGCCCUUGCCUCACGAAGGAGCCAACCUUUGCUUUUACAAGGAGUCGGGUAUAAGUACGAGGAAGGAACAGAACAGAACGCACGAGACCAGCACGGACGUUUAAAGAUCGAGGUUUAUCAAAUAGAAAAUGUUAUUGUAAAAGCGGCAAAUUCACCGCGACCGGCUGCGUGGGUGCUAGAGAGGUCGCUCGAUGGGGAGGAAUUCAAGCCCUGGCAAUAUUAUGCCCCGAGUGAUGAAGAGUGCUGGACGAGGUACUCGAUUCCGCCUGUCACAAAGCCCAUUUACAACGCCGAUGAUGAGGUCAUAUGUACGAGUAUGUACUCACGACAGACGCCGAUGGAGAGUGGAGAGAUCCACACGCAUUUGCUAAACGGACGUCCAGGAGCCCAGAACCACAGUCAAGAGCUCGAAGAAUUUACGCAGGCACGAUUCGUAAGAUUGAGGUUGCAGGGGCUUCAACGAGGUGGUGGUGCGGUUGCCGACAAACGCCGUGCAUUUUAUUCCAUAAAAGAAAUAAGCAUAGGUGGACGUUGCUUGUGCUCAGGUCACGCUUCACGGUGUCGUUACAGUGUUCGCCACGGGCAUCAAGAGUGCGAAUGCGAGCGACAUACCUGCGGUGAGAGAUGCGAAAAGUGUUGCCCAAUGUACAACCAGGCGCCUUGGAAGCCCGGUACAUCGGUAAAAGGAUUUUACUGCGAAAAGUGUAAUUGCAAUGGUCACGCAAGUUCAUGCCGAUAUGAUCCGGAGAUCGCUGAUAAGCGCAUGUCUAUGGACAUAAGGGGGAAAUACCGUGGUGGCGGCGUUUGUAUAAACUGCACGGAUCACACAACGGGUAUCAACUGCGAGAGAUGUCAAGUUGGUUAUUAUCGACCGAACGGUGUUUUGCCUAAUGACCCUAGUCCGUGUGUUCCAUGUGAUCAUUGUAACAUGAGAGGUAGCAUUGGUUUUUGUACUCCAGAUGAUACUUAUGUUGGCAAGGUAGCAGGUGCCUGCGAAUGCAAACCAGGAUUUUCAGGCUACAAAUGUGACCAAUGUGCCGCGGGGUACCGGCAAUUUCCCGAUUGCAUGCCAUGCCCAUGCGACUCGCGCGGAAUAUUGCCUUCGCACGACUGCGAGGGCGACUGUCUUUGCAAAGCGAACGUGGCUGGAGAUUUCUGCGACCGAUGCAAGCCCGGUUAUUUCGCGCUGACACGUGACAAUAUCGAAGGAUGCUUGCAAUGCGACUGCUUCGGUGUUACCGAUCAGUGCACCGCAGCCACGCUUGUUUAUCAAUCGAUUUCCACACUGAAUGAUUGGCGUGUGACAGACAUAAACGCUUCGAGACCAGUAAUACCAACGAUAGACCCGGACAACGGGUGGUUAGUCCUUGCGUCCUUUGAAGUCGAGUACCAGAGUCCAUUUUGGUUCGCUCCGAAAAUUUACACCGGCAAUCGUUUGUCUUCCUACGGAAGUAACCUCACCUACUCGACAACCUGGAUAGUUAUGCGAGGUGACAGCAGCGGUAAACCGACCAUCGAGCCCAACGUCAUUCUUGUGGGGAAAAACGGAAUGCGGAUUGCGUACGGAGAAGAACAGUAUAAGGGACAAGAGGCCGAAAUAUCGGUACCGCUUCAAGAACAGGGCUGGUACCACGUUCACAGCGAAGUACAGGAUAUUCCGACCAGACUUCGGAGGACUGAGUACAAAGGUGACCCUGUUACCCGCUCGCAGAUGCUCAAAGUUUUGGCCGAUAUCAAGUACCUGAUGAUACGCGCCCAGUAUCAUUCGGAGCAAGUCGAAGCGAGCUUGCAGUCUGUCGUUCUGCCCAUCGGGGAUCGCACUGAUGAUGGAAUGGAAACUCUCGCGGAACACUGCAAGUGUCCUGAAGGAUACGCCGGACUAUCGUGUGAAAACUGCGCCUGGGGGUACGUUAAAGUUAUCGUCAAUGGAAGCGAUCAUCAGGAUCAUCACAUCUGCGUAAAAUGCGACUGCUAUAACCAUGCUGGCUCCUGCGAUCUUGUUAUGGGCGAAUGUAAUAUGUGCGAACAUCAUACCACAGGACCAAAAUGUGACCGCUGUAUGACAGGUUACUACGGAGACGCAACCCGAGGUAUUCCGAAUGACUGUAAAAAGUGCGCUUGUCCUCUAACAGAAGCUUCUAAUCAAUUCAGCCCCAAUUGUCAGCUGGACGACCCCAAAAAGCCAGAGGGCAAUUAUGUGUGUACGCAAUGUCCGGUCGGGUAUACUGGAGAUCACUGCGAGAGCUGCGAUAUUGGAUACUUUGGUGAUCCGACGAAACUUGGAGGCACGUGUGAGCUUUGUCCUUGCAACGGCGGCACAUGUGACCAGGAAACAGGGCACUGUUUGGAGUGCCGCGGCAACACUGAGGGAUCCCGGUGCGAUAAAUGUAAGGAAGCCCACUACGGCGAUCCUUUGGAGCAAAAUUGUUUACCUUGUGAUUGUGACAUAAUCGGGAGUAGUUCAAGUUUGUGUGACUUAGUAAGUGGGCAGUGUCUGUGCCGUCCAUUGUACACCGAUCGUGAUUGCUCAAAGUGCAUACAAGGGUACGGUAACGUCACCGCGGGUUGUCGCGAGUGUGAUUGUGACAUUGGUGCCGCGGACGAUAAUUGUGACGCCGUAACGGGGUUGUGUAAGUGCCAAACGGGAGUUAUCGGCGAUCGUUGCGAUAAAUGUGCUCCAGAUCAUUAUGGAUUAUCUAUGAACGGCUGUCAAGUACUGAAUUUUAUUUUUGCUGAUAUCUACAUCUUUAUUCGAAAGAUGGAAGAUAAAAUAGCAAAUAUUUAA
Cotesia congregata is the source of this 2802-nucleotide messenger RNA. The record is from the annotation of a GenBank genome assembly. NCBI's taxonomy places the organism in Eukaryota, Metazoa, Arthropoda, Insecta, Hymenoptera, Braconidae.